Molecule: messenger RNA, 378 nt
Organism: Verticillium alfalfae VaMs.102
Lineage: Eukaryota; Fungi; Ascomycota; Sordariomycetes; Glomerellales; Plectosphaerellaceae
Exons: 3
Coding region: 1-378 (125 amino acids)
Source: RefSeq, a predicted model, not a curated record
AUGCCGGCGACGCGCUCUAGGCGGGCGGCAAGCAGGGUGACUCGAGGUCGAGAAAGAGGAAGCUGGAGCUUAUGCAGGGCGUGCGAAAGCUUAUGCGGUAAUCUCCUGUGGAUCGUCCUCUGCGUUCGAGGCUCCUGGCAACGCUGCAACUCCGUCUACUGUGGAGCGAAGGAGGAUGCCAUCGGCGCCGUCAAAGGGGUCACGGCCUCAUCCUCCUGUCUGGAGCUUCCCGUCGUGGUCCUGCAAACUCUAGGGACACUGCAGGUCGGUGGCCUCGAGGUCCACGAAGCAGCGAGGAGGUCUGCAGGUAAACUUGCUUGCGGAGACCUCGAUGUUUGUGAGCCUCGAGACGAAAAUGUGUCGAUAUGGGGCAUAUAA